Molecule: messenger RNA, 1604 nt
Organism: Sorex fumeus (smoky shrew)
Lineage: Eukaryota; Metazoa; Chordata; Mammalia; Eulipotyphla; Soricidae
Gene: SOX10
Product: SRY-box transcription factor 10
Exons: 4
Coding region: 318-1460 (380 amino acids)
Biological process (GO): enteric nervous system development; morphogenesis of an epithelium; neural crest cell migration
Cellular component (GO): nucleus
Molecular function (GO): DNA-binding transcription factor activity, RNA polymerase II-specific; RNA polymerase II cis-regulatory region sequence-specific DNA binding
Source: RefSeq, a predicted model, not a curated record
CGCCCUGCCCAGCCUGCAGCCCGGCUCGGCGCUCAGUCAGUCUCAGGCUGGCAGGCCCGGGGGGCUGGUGCUGGUGGUUCGCGCUCCCUCCUGAGUAGGCCGAGGUCCCAGGCUCGGGGGGUCCCCCAGCCCCUCCCUCCCAGCCCCCCAGCGUCACCCCCCCAGCCCCCGAGCUGGACCGGACACCUUGGGACACGGUGUUCCACUUCCUGAGGACCAGCCCCCGCCUGGACGAGCGGUCGGAGGAGGUGGGCGCGGGACCCUUGGCCCGGACGGCGGCGGCGGCGGCGGGCCCCGGGCAGGCGGCCGAGGGCGCCAUGGCCGAGGAGCAGGACCUGUCGGAGGUGGAGCUGAGCCCCGUGGGCUCCGAGGAGCCGCGCGGCCUGUCCCCGGGGGGCGCGUCCGCGCUGGGCCCCGACGGCGGCGGCGGCGGCGGCGGCGCGGGUCUGCGCGCCAGCCCGGGCCCCGGCGAGCUGGGCAAGGUCAAGAAGGAGCAGCAGGACGGCGGCGAGGCGGACGACGACAAGUUCCCCGUGUGCAUCCGCGAGGCCGUCAGCCAGGUGCUGAGCGGCUACGACUGGACGCUGGUGCCCAUGCCCGUGCGCGUCAACGGCGCCAGCAAGAGCAAGCCGCACGUCAAGCGGCCCAUGAACGCCUUCAUGGUGUGGGCGCAGGCGGCGCGCCGCAAGCUGGCCGACCAGUACCCGCACCUGCACAACGCCGAGCUCAGCAAGACGCUGGGCAAGCUCUGGAGGCUGCUGAACGAGAGUGACAAGCGCCCGUUCAUCGAGGAGGCCGAGCGCCUGCGCAUGCAGCACAAGAAGGACCACCCCGACUACAAGUACCAGCCGCGGCGCCGCAAGAACGGGAAGGCGGCCCAGGGCGAGGCCGAGUGCCCGGGCGCCGACGCCGAGCAGGGCACGGCCACCAUCCAGGCGCACUACAAGAGCGCCCACCUGGACCCCCGGCACCCCGGGGAGGGCUCCCCGCUGUCAGACGGGAACCCCGAGCACCCCUCAGGCCAGAGCCACGGCCCCCCCCACCCCUCCGACCACCCCGAAGACGGAGCUGCAGCCGGGCCGGGACGCCAAGCGGGACGGGCGCUCGCUGGGGGAGGGCGGGAAGCCCCACAUCGACUUCGGCAACGUGGACAUCGGCGAGAUCAGCCACGAGGUCAUGUCCAACAUGGAGACCUUCGACGUGGCCGAGUUGGACCAGUACCUGCCGCCCAACGGGCACCCGGGCCACGUGGGCAGCUACUCGGCCGGCUACGGGCUGGGCAGCGCCCUGGCGGUGGCCAGCGGACACUCGGCCUGGGUCUCCAAGCCGCCCGGCGUGGCUCUGCCGGCCGUGUCGCCGCCCGGCGUGGACGCCAAGGCCCAGGUGAAGACGGAGACGGCGGGGCCGCAGGCCCACUACGAGCAGCCGUCCACCUCGCAGAUCGCCUACUCCUCGCUUAGCCUGCCCCACUACGGCUCGGCCUUCCCGCCCCUCUCCCGCCCGCAGUUCGACUACGCCGACCACCAGCCCUCGGGACCCUACUACGGCCACUCGGGCCAGGCUCCCGGCCUCUACUCGGCCUUCUCCUACAUGGGGCCGUCGCA